AUGGCGCUCAUGCAGGUGGGUGAGUAUGACGCAGCUCGAGAGCUCCGGCCGCUUGAAGGUGUGUUGGUGGAAGUGAGCGGCAUGGAGGAGCUCUAUGAACCUGACUCGCACCUGUACGGUCACGGUGUGGAGCCGUUUGAAGUGAACGGCGAGCGAGGCCGAGUUGUCGGUUGGGACGAGGACGCUGGCAAGUAUUUGGUGCAGACUUUCAGCGGCCACGUGCUGUCCCUUCACGAGGACAAGUUGAUCGAGUAUGAUCCUGCUGAUCCACGGGAUGGAGGUUUCGACGUAGCCUGGCCUCAUGGCCCCACGUCGUUCGGAAUAUUCUCCUCGAUGGUCUCCGAGAACAUCAAGUCCAAAGGUGUUUGCGUCAUCCAGAUGAUGCUGGGAGAUCAUGGUGUCGAGAACGCCGUGGAGUACGCGAAAACUUUGCAGUUUGGGGCGUUGAGGGACGACGUCGAGGAGGAGUAUCUCGGAACUGGGGCUGAUACCAGCAAGGUCUGUUGGUUGCAGUACGAGUCUCCGGAUGAAAUUGGUGUUGAAACGACCGGCAUGAGGGCAUACGACGUGGAGGAGUUCGGCUCUGACAUGACGCUUGAUCAUCUAGAUGGCCUGGCGUACUGCGACAAGGCGCUGACGGUCAUGGCCGCAUCAAUGUGGCCACUGACGCCCGAGUUCGAGGGGGACAAGGCCUUCGUCUCCUGGGGGCGCACGAACCCGCUCGUCCGUGCGAGCGUAGAGCCAGGCGAGGAGCACCAUGUGAGGUCGACGCCCGUAGACGUGGACCCCGGCAACGGGGCGGAGACCCACACGCAGUUCGUGGCCUCGAAGAGGCUGUGCCUGUUCUAUGUGGUCAACAGCGGCGGCGGGAGCCUGGAGCUCACACCAAAGAGCGAGGCCUACGACUUCGAGGAGACGGUCAUCCCACUCUCAAAGAACCAGUUGGUGAUCUUCCGCUGCGAUUACCAGGGCUUCUCCUUCAGCUACAAGCCCCUGGGCGAGAACCUGGCCCUCCAGUCCUGGGUGUUAGACGUGCCCCGCGACAUCCAGGAGAAGGAGGAGCAGCUCAGGGUGAUCGACGGCCCCGAGGAGCCCAUGGGCACCAGGAGCAACAUCAUGUCUGUCAUGACGCGUUACCCUGGUUGCGGGCACGACCCGCGCGCAUACUGGAACAUGUUCUUCGCGUCCACGGAUGGGCAGUUGGAAGUACCUAUCUGCAGGUGGGAUAUCGACAUCUACUACAAAGCGGAACACACCAUCGGAUACUCCCACCAGAAGCACGGCGGGAUGCUGCAGCAGGCGGAGAUAGAGUGUUUCGACAACGCUUUCUUCGGCAUCUCCGAUGCCGAGGCCAGCAUCAUGGCCCCCUACCAGCGAUGCUUGCUGGAGGUCGGCUACGAAUGCCUCACCCGCGCCGAGUACAAGAGGGACGACCUGCGGGGCUUCAGCUGCGGUGUCUUCGUUGGCGACUCCGGCUCCGACUGGGAGGAGUUGGCGCGGCCCACCGACCUCCUGCAGAGCUACAAGGCGGGGCGCGAGCGCUCGGUCGCGUCGUGCCGGCUGUCGCACAUCAUGGGCAUGGUGGGGCCCGUCUUCACUGCCGAGACGGCGUGCUCCUCCUCCCUGGUGGCCCUCGGGAUGUGCCAGCAGAGCAUGCGGCUCCAGCUGCCGGAGAAGGGACAGGGCACGCCCCACAUCGAUUCCCACGUCGAGCACGGUCUCGUCUUGGGGACCAACACCAUCAUCGGCACCAAGUCGUACAUCGCCCUUAGCGGGCCAGGCAUGUUGUCGCCUCAGGGACGCUGUUUCACGUUCGACAAUACGGCGGAUGGGUAUGCUCGCGGUGAGGGCAUCGGUGGGAUCAAGAUGAAGCUGUGCGACAGCAGCAUCGCCGCGUCUGGCCGCAUGUGUGUGCUGGUCGGGGCGUGCGUGAACCAGGACGGCAAGAGCGCCAGCAUGACGGCCCCGCACGGGCCUUCGCAGCAGGAGGUGAUCAGGGCCUCCAUGCGCGAGGGCGGCCUCGACACCUCCGGCAUCACCAUCGCGGAGUGCCACGGGACCGGGACCGCCUUGGGCGACCCGAUCGAAGUCGGGGCCUUGCGCGGAAUCUUCAACGCGAGCCGGCAGACCCCCCUCCUCUUCACCAGCGCGAAGACGUGCCUGGGCCACCUGGAGGCGGGCGCAGGAGCUGCGGGCUUCAUCAAAUGUUGCAUGAUGUUGCAGUUUUCCGUCGGCAUCCCGAACAACCACUGCAGGUCGCUGAAUCCCCACUUGGACGUGGAGGGCUUCCCAGCGUAUUUCGACUCCGAGGCGGUCGACUUCGGACAGAACAGCGGCCUCACGGGCGUCUCGUCGUUCGGCUUCGGGGGCACUAACGCGAGGGCAGACGUGUGGGGGAAUUGCCAGCAGGCGCACCGCUACAGCGUAGCUGGAACGGUGACGAAGAGGCGAGAGAUGAUCUUCUGA
Molecule: messenger RNA, 2466 nt
Organism: Prorocentrum cordatum
Lineage: Eukaryota; Dinophyceae; Prorocentrales; Prorocentraceae
Source: the annotation of a GenBank genome assembly